AAGAGAACAAGAGUCCAGAGUGUCGUAAGCAAGGAGAGACGGUGACAACCAGCACGCGGCUGGAUCACAUGCAGACAAUCAGGACUCGACGGGCUCUGCGUAGGUAGAGAUCGCGGCGUAGAGGUGAUCUGCCGACCCGUAGAUAUGGAGCCUCUGGAAGAAUACAGCUCUCCUUUUGAUUUUGAACAAGGAGUCAAUUCCAGUUACCUCUUCCUCUCCCCAGCUUACAGCGACACGCCGCCCAGUUCGCCAGCUGUCAGAUCCAGAGGUUUCCAGGAGAAACCAGACUCAGUAGCAGAGAUGGGAGAGGAUGCAGUGACAUCUGUUGGUCCAGCUCCUCUUCCGCCCACAUUGACGGAGGAAGAGCGUCAGGAACUGCAGGAGGAGCUGGCUAAGGUUGAAGAUGAGAUCCAGACCCUGUCCCAGGUGCUGGCAGCCAAAGAAAAGCAGCUUGCAGACAUUAAGAGGAGACUGGGCAUCACUCCUUUAAAUGAGCUGAAACAGAACAUCACCAAAACCUGGCAGGAAGUCACCACUUCCACAGCCUAUCGGAGGACAUCUGAAACUCUGUCUCAGGCCAGUCUGAAAGCCACAGCGGCCUUCUCCAACAUGGGCUCAGCCAUUAGCAAGAAGCUGGAGGAUGUCAGCUUACAAUCAAUUCCACAUUCAGCUAGUAUGCCAGCUAUAAGGAACGCACCAACUUUCAAGACUUUGGAGGAGAAAGUGGAGACCCUGAAGACUAAGAUCACCCCAGCAGGAUCCACCAGUGCUCCCAGUAACCAGGACGACGGUGUCCCUGAAACCACUGAGUCUCUGAUCAGCCAACCAGAGGACCCUCCCUCUCAGGACGCACCCAUGCAAUGAGACUCACCUCUUCUCCCUCAGUUUCCCCCCCUCUUUAAACCUUCUGACCCCCGCCACCCUGUCUAGUCUAACUCUUGUGUUGCUCCCUUACUGGAAACAAACACCUUCCCAGUAUUCUGUGGCCGCUGUCCACUCUGGACAUGUGGAAACUAAAACCAGGGGAUGGGUUCAGGCACAUGUUCUCCUGUCUUUUGGUGUAUGUAGUUGGUUCAUGCUCAGUGUGCAAGAAAACAUCCUCCUUUCUUGUUGCACUCCUUUUUUCUUUGCCUUUUUUUUCUAACCAGAAAAGCUUGAAUGCCAAACAUGCUCCAGUGUACUUUUUUUUCUUUAUAAAAUUAACACUCGAGUGUAGAAAACUGCACAUUUAGAACAAUUGUACUUAAGAAGUCGAUUACAGAAGUAUAUUAAAUGUUGGAGUUAUUGUUAUUAAACCUGUGUGGUUUUGAAUUACUUUAUUCUUUAUUUUUUUUGUUCUUAGGCCAAACUGUUCACCAGACUAAUGAUGUCUGAGGCGUGAAUAUUAAUGUUUAUGUGUCUUAAGCAGCGCUCUGAUUACUCUGCUUUCCGGGUUUGAUUCACUGUGCCAUAAGUAUGACUACUGACUGCAAGCUUCAUAUUCAAUCCUUCCCCAUGUCAUUGUAGCGACCCUGUCAGAACCCCCCCCCCCCCCCCCCCCCCCCCCCCCAUCACUACCAUGAACACCCCCUGUGCUUGGAAAGCUGCAGGAAAAGAGCCAAGAUCAGCAGAACAGCUCAGAGCAAACAUGGCGUCAAGGUCCAGCCUUGACCUGAGGUGACAGAGAAAUAAAUGCAGCCUCCACAGCCAGCCAGAGUCAAUAUUUAAACACUAGUGCAUUGUUUCUGCAAAAGCUGCAACACCCAACCUACCCAUGCUGCGUAGUACACAGCGCUGCCUGUAGUGUUUUUCUUUUAUUUCAUUGAUGGGAGAAAAAAAAAACAGCUUUAUUGAUCAAUUGUUGGCAAGCUGCAGAGUUUUAUAGUAUUCUUAGAGAAAUGCUGCUUUUGCAUUCAUCAAAUCCAUCUUCUAAAUGCAAAAACUCUUUAAGCUGUUAUUUUGGCUUUACAGCCUCAUGCUGCUUUCUUUCGAUUAUAUGCUGGAAGCAAUAACACUUUAUAUGAUUCGAUUUCAAACAGUGAAAAUGAUCAAUAAAACCCAAAUAGAGCCGAGUUGAACUAAAAGGACACAAUUAUUUCUACAGGUCCAAGCUGGUACAAGGUUCCCCUCUGCUGAUGGAUAACAGGUAUUGCAAAAAUCAGCUCCCACUGUCAGUAUAACUCAUUAGUGAUACUGCUUGCUGUAAAGACUGUGGAUUAGGAAGACAUGUUGUGUUGAUGUGUCUUUUUUUUCUUUGGUUGUUAUCAAUAAAGAGUCUCAUGUUUUCACUGAA
This is a messenger RNA of Cyprinodon tularosa, 2272 nucleotides long. It is a transcript of the gene tpd52, whose product is annotated as tumor protein D52. The record is from RefSeq and is a predicted model, not a curated record. Gene Ontology annotation, cellular component: cytoplasm. The transcript has 7 exons. Lineage: Eukaryota; Metazoa; Chordata; Actinopteri; Cyprinodontiformes; Cyprinodontidae. The coding region runs from base 145 to 864 and encodes 239 amino acids. Gene Ontology annotation, biological process: B cell differentiation.